This is a messenger RNA of Protopterus annectens (West African lungfish), 867 nucleotides long. RefSeq names its product putative bifunctional UDP-N-acetylglucosamine transferase and deubiquitinase ALG13. The transcript has 7 exons. Bases 1 to 867 code for a protein of 288 amino acids. Lineage: Eukaryota; Metazoa; Chordata; Ceratodontiformes; Protopteridae. The record is from RefSeq and is a predicted model, not a curated record.
AUGGUUAAUAAGACCAUCUUGAGUAGUAAAGCUAAAAGGGGACACGGAUACAAACCAUGGCUGCUUUCCCCAGCUUCGCCAACAAAGAAAUCCCUAAAUGGCAGAGUGGGAGAAUAUGGUCUAAAAUUGAUGUUCACUUACAGUAGUAAUAUCAGAGACAUCACUGAUAUUGUAAGGAAGAAUUGGAACAUUUUAACUAGUGAUGACAAAAUCAGGAAUGUUAUAGGUCCUCAUCCUGUGUUUGGAUAUAGAAAAAAUAAGAAUCUGAAGGACAUUCUCUGUGGAGAACACUCCACAGAAGAAAUAAAAUAUGUCAAACAAAUAUUGUUAUGCUGUUCUAAUAAUGGGCACUAUGAUUCUGUAUACCCCAAGCAGUUGCAGGCUAAUGCUGCUCUAUGUCAAGCUAUACUUUAUGAACUCCUAUACAAAAAUGUGUUUGGUGUGAAUGAAGAAGAUCUGGUGUCUGCUGUAGAACUAUUUCGGAGCAGUACUAAAAAGAACAGGAGCAGUACAUCCAUUAGUAGUGAGGAUGCCAACUUUGAUUGUUUUCCAGAGAGGAGCCCAAAGCAUUCAUCUGAGAAUAAAAAAGAGGACAUUGAUAUUGAUCAACAUGAGAACUUAGAAGAUAAAUUGAAACAUGGGGGAAUAGAUGAUACCAAGCUUUCUGAAGGGCCAUCAAAGAUGCCGUUUCCUUAUAAAGUAUUGAAGGCUCUUGAUCCAGAGAUUUAUCGUAAUGUAGAGUUUGAUGUCUGGCUGGACAGUCGAAAAGAACUGCAGAAGACUGACUAUAUGGUGUUUGCUGGUUGUCGAUACUGUUUAGGAGACAAAUGCCAAAAAGGCAUAAAUGAACAUUACAUGGAAACUUGA